This is a messenger RNA of Emericellopsis atlantica, 1827 nucleotides long. RefSeq lists its product as uncharacterized. The record is from RefSeq and is a predicted model, not a curated record. The coding region runs from base 1 to 1827 and encodes 608 amino acids. The transcript has a single exon. Lineage: Eukaryota; Fungi; Ascomycota; Sordariomycetes; Hypocreales; Bionectriaceae.
AUGCCAACCAAGCCGUCGCCAACAGCAGACUCCCUGUCAUUGCAAGAUACAACACAACCCAGAUUAGUCGAGGACGAGGUUCUCGACGUGCUUAUUGUUGGGUCUGGACCUUGCGGGCUCGCCAUCUCCGCCCGUCUCUGCGAGCGAGCACCAGCAGCGACACACACCGACGAAGAGCACCGGCGCUGGCGCUGGCUGAAACAGUACGGCUCAAAGGUGGCGCUCAAGCAAACAAAGUCGGGCAAGGAAAAGCCCUCUAAGAACACACCUCGGGCGGACUAUAAGAUGAUGGUGAUUGACGCAGAGGGGGAUACAUGGCUGAACCGAUGGAAGAGGCUCUUCAGCGCAUAUGCCAUCAAGCACCUUCGGAGUCCCAUGUUGUGGCAUGUCGACCCCCUGGACCGGGACGCCAUGCUAGGCCACGCGUACCGGACGGGAAUGGACAAGGAUCUGGUAGAGAUCAAGAACUGCGUCGGCGCGGAGGUCAGCAAGCACCAGAAAAAGAAGAAGGGAACCGGCGACUGGAGGUAUGGCUCAAACAAGAGCGGACGUGCGGCUAUCAACCUACGGGACCAGAACGAUUACUACACUCCGUCCCAAAAGCUGUUUUGCGAGCAUUGCGACGAUGUGGUGGAUCGGUACAAUCUUGGAGGAGGCCUGAUUCGGCAAGAACGUCUGGAGGACAUCGACUAUAGUGUGGUCCGGGAUGUCUCUGUUGACGACGAGAAGCUAUUCACAGUGACGACGAACAAGACGAUCAAGUAUGCCAAAGCGGUUGUCAUGGCCGUCGGACCGGCAACCAAGGCGUCGAUACCUCGAACUCCCUCGAUGCCGCAGGAAGGCCCUGUACCACAGGCUACGCAUACGUUUGACAUUAGCCAAGUCCCAAGCCCGAUCAUCAAGGAACGCGUGGAGGCCGGCCGCAAUAGCAACGUCCUUGUGAUUGGAGGUGGCCUCACCUCUGCUCAGAUUGCCGACCUGGUCAUUCGAUCAGGCGUCACGAAAGUGUGGCAUCUGCUACGGGGAAAGCUCGUGCUCAAACACUUUGAUGUGACGCUGGAAUGGAUGGGCAAAUACAAGAACACCAUGCAAACCGAGUUCUGGACGAGCGACACGGACGAGGAGCGGCUGGAGAUGCUCCAAAAAGCACGUGGUGGCGGCAGCAUUACGCCUCGAUUCUACAAGGAAGUGGUGAAGAAGAACAUUGCUUCGAAGAAAUUGUGCUUCAUGGAAUGCACCAAGCUCACUGACGCCAAGCUUCAGGAGGCGGAUGGGUUAGCCAAGUGGGUUUGCCAGACUGAGCCGGCGUUAUCUGGACUGCCCGCCAUGGAUUACAUAUACUUUGCCACUGGCAUUCAGACGGAUUUUGCGGCAUUGCCAUACUUCCAGACAAUGUGCGAAAAGUACCCGAUCCAGGGCGUUGGCGGCUUUCCGUGUCUGACAGAGGAGCUCAUGUGGAGGAAGGACGUGCCGCUCUUUGUCAGUGGCAAACUGGCGGCACUGCGGAUUGGGCCUUCGGCGCCAAACAUUGGUGGUGCUCGUUUCGCGGCCGACUGGAUCGCCCUGGCCCUCGACAAUUUGAUUGAGCCUGCAGGGGGCGAGGAGCGAAGGGAAGCGAAUGCACGACUUGGUCUGCAAGACUAUGCUGCUGGAGAGGGGAACAUGUACAGUGCCUUGGGUCAUCUUGGAGAUGAAGAUGGAGAGGACAUGGAUGAGGAAGAGACUGAGGAUUCGGGUACGACGUAUGGAUCCGAAGCUGCUGAGGUCUCCGAUGAGACUGCUGGCACAGAUGUGUCAGAUGCUGGCGUUGAUGAGGACCAGAAAUGA